UCCACCCAGGAGUAGCAGCUACUCCUCCUCUUGCUGCUGCCACCGCCAACAUCACCCCUCCAGGCAUCCUCCUCCUCCUCCUCCUCCUCCUCGCUCUCCAUCCCAUGCAAGCGCAAGGGGAUUACACUGGAGCCCGAGAGGAGCUCUGCCCUCCUGCGAAUCUCAGGCGCUGCUUGCCUGGCCUCAGCCCCGAUCCUCGGGAGGAGGAGGAGAUGCUCAGGGCUCCAGAGCAAGGCUAAGGGGCUCCUCCUCCUCCUCUUCUUCUCCUUCUCCUUCUUCCUCCUCUGGGAGGGUCGCCAGGGAGGCCAAGGGGGACACCUGAGAAGAAGAAGAAGGAGCAGCAGCAGCAGCAGCAGCAGCAGGAGGAGGAGGAGGAGGAGGCAGCCGAGGGGGAUUCCGGGAUGCCUUUGUGCUUCCCGCUCCGCCUGGGUUUAUGCUGAAGGAAGGGGCUUUCCGAGGAAGCUUCAGGAAUGGAGGAACUUCACUAAAGAAGACACAACCUGACUUCUUACCCAAGUUGGUUCUCCUAAAGUUUCUGAUUUGGCUGCUACGUCCUUAUCAGGAUGGCCGAAAAGGCUCCUCCAGGGAUAAACAAGAAGUCCUCAAGGUCUACCCAAUCCCUCCCACCAGAACCAGUGGAGAUAAUCAGGAGCAAAGCCUGUUCUAGAAGAGUCAAAAUCAAUGUAGGUGGUCUCAACCAUGAAGUUCUAUGGAGGACUUUAGACAGACUUCCACGGACUCGAUUAGGGAAGCUAAGAGACUGCAAUACUAAUGAUUCCUUACUAGAAGUAUGUGAUGACUAUAAUCUCAAUGAGAAUGAAUAUUUCUUUGAUAGACACCCAGGUGCUUUCACCUCCAUUUUAAAUUUCUACAGGACGGGAAAGCUACACAUGAUGGAGGAAAUGUGUGCUCUCUCUUUUGGCCAAGAACUUGAUUAUUGGGGGAUUGAUGAAAUAUAUCUAGAGUCUUGUUGCCAGGCAAGAUACCAUCAAAAGAAAGAACAAAUGAAUGAAGAACUCAGGAGGGAGGCAGAGACUCUGAGAGAAAGAGACGGAGAAGAAUUUGAUAAUGCCUGUUGCCCGGACAAAAGGAAAAAACUAUGGGAUUUGCUGGAGAAACCCAACUCCUCAGUGGCUGCAAAGAUUUUGGCCAUAGUCUCCAUUUUGUUCAUUGUACUGUCCACCAUUGCUUUGUCGCUCAACACACUACCUGAACUUCAAGUAAUUGAUGAAUUUGGACAGCUAAAUGACAACCCCCAGCUAGCACAUGUAGAAGCCGUGUGUAUAGCUUGGUUCACUAUGGAGUAUCUUUUGCGUUUCCUGUCAUCUCCAAACAAGUGGAAGUUCUUCAAAGGUCCAUUAAAUGUGAUUGACUUGCUGGCCAUUUUGCCCUAUUAUGUCACUAUUUUUCUUACGGAGUCCAACAAAAGUGUGCUGCAGUUUCAAAAUGUCCGCCGUGUCGUUCAGAUAUUCCGUAUUAUGAGAAUACUAAGGAUCCUUAAACUUGCCAGACAUUCAACAGGACUUCAGUCUUUAGGAUUUACCCUCAGAAGGAGUUACAAUGAACUGGGUUUACUGAUAUUAUUUUUAGCAAUGGGAAUUAUGAUCUUCUCCAGUCUUGUAUUUUUCGCUGAGAAAGAUGAAGAUGCUACAAAGUUUACUAGUAUCCCUGCAUCAUUUUGGUGGGCCACCAUCACUAUGACUACAGUAGGAUAUGGGGAUAUUUAUCCCAAAACUUUACUAGGUAAAAUAGUUGGAGGAUUGUGUUGUAUUGCUGGAGUGCUCGUAAUAGCCCUUCCCAUUCCCAUCAUAGUAAACAAUUUCUCAGAGUUUUACAAGGAGCAAAAGCGGCAGGAGAAAGCCAUUAAAAGAAGGGAGGCACUUGAGCGAGCAAAAAGAAAUGGAAGUAUUGUUUCAAUGAAUCUAAAGGAUGCCUUUGCUCGCAGCAUGGAGCUGAUUGAUGUAGCUGUAGAUUCUGGUAAAACUGAGGAAGCAGCCAAUUCAAAGGAAACCCCUGACGAUAACCACUCAUCUCCAAGCCGUUGGAAAUGGGCCAGGGGGGCUUUGUCGGAAGCAAGUUCUAACAAGUCCUUGGAGAAUAAAUACCAAGAAAUAAGCCAGCGAGAUUCCCAAGAACUAAACAAUGCAGCAGCAACCUCCAGUCCCCAACACCUGAGUGCUCAGAAACUUGAAAUGUUAUAUAAUGAAAUUACUAAAACUCAGUCUCAGCCUAAUCUUAAUGCUGCCUACCAAGAUCCAUCAGCACAACCCCUGUAUGAGGAAGAGAUAGAAAUGGAAGAGGUUAUUGGACAGGGUGACCCAUUAGUGUCAGGACCCAAAGAAGUGGUCACUGACAUGAGAAGCACUUCCAGCAUUGACAGUUUUGCCAGCUGUGCAACUGAUUUCACGGAGACAGAUCGAUCUCCCCUUCCUCUAUACUCCAGUUCUCACUUACAGCUGAGGUUCCCAAUGGAACCUGCCCACUUAGAAGACCAAAGAGCAAAAAGUUCUCAGCUUUUAUCACUCGCAAGAGAUAAAAUGUUUGCACCCAGAGACAUUACCUUUGACUACUGCCCAGUUGAUACAACCAUGAGCACUGAUAACACUGGCUCCCAGUCCCUGCUUCAUGGUCAUUUGCACUUUGACAGCUCUAUGGAGAGUCCCAAAAGUUCUUUAAAAGGAAGCAAUCCAUUAAAGUCAAGGUCUCUUAAGGUUAAUUUUAAGGAAAACAGAGGCAGUGCUCCACAAACGCCCCCAAGCACUGCAAGGCCAUUGCCAGUAAUGGCAGCAGGUGACUUUAUGCAAUCUGCCCCUCAACAUAUCAGCACCAUUCUUUUAGAAGAGAAUUCACCACAUGGGGACAGACCCUUCCUAGGUGCUGAUGCAGCACUGGUUAGUGAGGAAACCUCUAAGAAAUCAUCCCCAUUUUUUCCAAAGCAAAAGCUUUUUACUUUUCCUUCAAAAGAGAGAAGAAGCUUCACAGAAAUGGACACUGGCGAAGAAGAUGACUUCAUGGAGAUCCCUGGCAUAAGACAUGACACACAGCAGGAUGUCAAGGCAAACUACUUUGGGGAUAAACACAAAGAUGGGAACCAUUUAACCGAAGAGCCUCGAGUCAGUUCUUCUUCACCCAAAAGCUUGGGUCACAAUUGUACUCAAGACAUUUACCAUGCUGGGGGGGAAGUACAAGGGGACAAUAGCCAAGAAGGUCACAAAAUGGAAAACCAUUUGUUUCCCCCAGAUAUCCAUACAAAUCCUGGAGAAACAGAUUACUGUCCUACACGGGAAACCAGCAUGUGACUAGUUAAGAGAGCAAUAAAUUACAAAAACUCAUUUCUUCAAACUGCAGUUAGUAAUGCCUAUGAACUAAAAGACAGGAAGCCUCAAAAGUACCUAAAAUGUUAUUUUUGCAUGGCAUGAAGAGUUGUUUAGUUUAAGGACUGUUUAAUUUAAAAGUGGAAAUCUUUCUUUUUUAUAACAAAAAAGAGAAAAAUCAGGAAAAAAUGAUGCAAGAACAGUGAGUAAAAUA
This is a messenger RNA of Sceloporus undulatus (fence lizard), 3528 nucleotides long. RefSeq names its product potassium voltage-gated channel subfamily B member 2 (gene KCNB2). NCBI's taxonomy places the organism in Eukaryota, Metazoa, Chordata, Lepidosauria, Squamata, Phrynosomatidae. The transcript is spliced from 3 exons. Gene Ontology annotation, molecular function: delayed rectifier potassium channel activity; protein binding. Gene Ontology annotation, biological process: protein homooligomerization; potassium ion transmembrane transport. The record is from RefSeq and is a predicted model, not a curated record. The coding region runs from base 564 to 3299 and encodes 911 amino acids. Gene Ontology annotation, cellular component: membrane; voltage-gated potassium channel complex.